This is a messenger RNA of Saccostrea echinata, 5438 nucleotides long. Its product is annotated as cullin-1-like. Bases 195 to 2531 code for a protein of 778 amino acids. Gene Ontology annotation, molecular function: ubiquitin protein ligase binding. The transcript has 20 exons. NCBI's taxonomy places the organism in Eukaryota, Metazoa, Mollusca, Bivalvia, Ostreida, Ostreidae. Gene Ontology annotation, biological process: protein ubiquitination; SCF-dependent proteasomal ubiquitin-dependent protein catabolic process. The record is from RefSeq and is a predicted model, not a curated record. Gene Ontology annotation, cellular component: SCF ubiquitin ligase complex.
AUGAAAUAAAUCUUGAUUAUUAUGUCAGUCUAUAGAACAAUUUGGUAUUGAGAAAUGUGGGACAAAAUCUUUUCUUAUUAUUUGUUCGUUGAGUUCACCACCACUCAAUGAAGAAAUGGAAAAGCUAACUUGAAAUAUCUGCAUUGACUAGGGAGAACAUAUUAUAGAGCAUUUCAAUCAGAAGUGUAUCCAUAAUGUCUGGAGGUGGUCGAGGUGCGAACCCCCAUGGGCUGAAACAGAUUGGCCUUGAUCAGAUCUGGGAUGAUUUAAAAGAAGGAAUAAAAAAUGUGUACAGUCGACAAAGCAUGCCUAAAGUCAGAUAUAUGGAACUGUAUACUCAUGUAUAUAAUUACUGUACAAGUGUCCACCAAUCAAGUCCCAGUGGACAGAGGCAAUCACGUGUGCCGACCAAUCGCCGCGGCCCAAACCAGCCAACAGGUGGUGCUCAAUUUGUAGGAUUAGAGCUAUACAAACGACUGAAAGAGUUCCUGAAGCAAUAUUUAGUCAAUCUUCUCACAGAUGGGCAGGAUCUACUGGACGAGCAGGUUUUGUCGUUCUACACGAAGCAGUGGGAGGACUACCAGUUCUCUAGUCGUGUUCUGAAUGGUGUCUGUGCGUAUCUUAAUCGACACUGGGUCAGACGGGAGUGUGACGAGGGAACAAAGGGCAUCUAUGAAAUUUAUUCGUUGGCAUUGAUUACAUGGAGAGAACAUUUAUUCCGGCCAUUGAACAAGCAAGUGACAAAUGCAGUCCUGAAGCUGAUAGAAAAAGAGAGAAAUGGGGAGACAAUCAACACCAGACUAGUCAGUGGUGUCAUUAACUGCUAUGUGGAAUUGGGGCUGAAUGAGGAUGACCCCACCAGUAAGGGCCCCACCCUGGGGGUCUACAAGGAACACUUUGAGACCCCAUUCCUGGAGGACACAGAGCGGUACUAUACAAGGGAGAGCACUGAGUUCUUAAGACAGAAUCCUGUCACAGAGUACAUGAAAAAGGAGGAAGCUCGACUGAUGGAAGAGCAGAAGCGAGUACAGCUGUACUUACACGAGAGCACACAAGAUGUCCUCGCCAAGAAGUGUGAGAAAGUGAUGAUAGAGAAACACCUGGAGGUAUUCCACUUCGAAUUUCAACAUUUGUUGGAUGAUGACAAAAAUGAAGACCUAGGAAGGAUGUAUCAGUUGGUCUCCAGGAUUCAGGACGGCUUAGGACAGCUGAAAUGUCUGCUGGAGACGCACAUCUAUAACCAGGGUAUAGCCGCCAUAGACAAGUGUGGAGACUCCGCUCUCAAUGAUCCUAAGAUGUAUGUACAGACAAUUCUUGAUGUCCACAAGAAAUACCACGCCCUUGUUAUGACGGCAUUUAGCAAUGAUGCAGGAUUUGUUGCUGCCUUAGACAAGGCCUGUGGAAGAUUUAUUAAUUGUAAUUCCGUCACUAAAAUGGCCAACUCCUCCAGCAAGUCCCCUGAACUACUGGCCCGAUACUGUGAUUUGUUACUCAAAAAGAGUUCUAAGAAUCCAGAGGAAGCAGAAUUGGAGGACACCUUAAAUCAAGUGAUGAUUGUGUUCAAGUACAUUGAGGAUAAGGAUGUGUUUCAAAAGUUCUAUAGUAAGAUGUUGGCUAAACGUCUAGUACAGCACAUGUCUGCUAGUGACGAUGCCGAGGCCAGUAUGAUCUCAAAACUCAAGCAAGCCUGUGGCUUUGAGUAUACAUCUAAACUCCAGAGAAUGUUCCAGGAUGUCAGCGUCAGUAAAGAACUGAACGAUCAGUUCCGAGAUCACUUAAAGAAAACGUCGGAAGAACCUCUGGAUAUUGACUUCAGCAUACAGGUCCUAAGUUCUGGCUCCUGGCCUUUCCAGCAAUCCUGUGACUGUACUUUUGUUCUCCCUCAAGAGCUUGAGAGGAGUUUCCAAAGGUUUACGUGUUUCUAUAACAACAGACACAGUGGUCGAAAACUGAACUGGUUGUAUCAUCAUUCCAAGGGCGAGCUGGUCACUCACUGCUUCAAGAAUCGCUACACUCUGCAGGCAUCUACAUAUCAGAUGGCAGUGUUACUACAGUAUAAUACUGUAAACAAACUGACAAUGCAGCAACUGGAAGAAAGCACCCAGCUCAAAGCUGAAACACUGCUUCAAGUGUUGCAGAUUUUAUUAAAAGUUAAAUUAUUGGUUUGUGAUGAUGAUGAGAAUGACCUCCGACCUUCAUCUUCUCUGGAAUUAUUCUUUGGAUAUAAAAACAAAAAAUUACGUGUGAACAUAAAUGUGCCUCUGAAAACGGAAGUGAAAAUGGAACAAGAGACAACACACAAACAUAUAGAGGAAGACAGAAAACUUCUUAUACAGGCUGCUAUUGUACGUAUAAUGAAGAUGAGGAAAGUGUUGAAGCAUCAACAGCUGUUAGCUGAGGUCCUGAAUCAGCUUUCUUCUCGAUUCAAACCCAGAGUACCUAUAAUUAAGAAAUGCAUAGACAUUCUGAUUGAGAAGGAAUAUCUGGAGAGAGUGGAGGGACAGAAAGACACCUACAGUUAUCUGGCCUGAGUUUCACCGGCUUUUAUUUUAAUGUACAAUAUGCUACGAAAAAAGGAGUUACCGCCCCUAGGUGAUUUAAUCACCACUUGUUAAUCAGCUGCUUAACACCCCAGCUGUGUGACACGGCCCACCUGGAACUCCGAUUUUGUGUUUGAUGUUCGUUAUAAGAUCAUCAUAGCUUUAUCUGACCCUUCUUGUGUCUUUAAUAUAGAUGGAGGAAUAUCAUUUGUUUUCUGACAUAAGAAAUGACCUAGGUUCCUCGGUGAGCAAUUGUACAAAGAAAUUCUAUUUAUUGACUUCACACUGUAUUUUUUACUUUCUGAUGAACAUAUGAGACAUUGGUGCCGUCAUGUCUGACUCCCAGGAAUAUGUUCAGAGGGGGAUAUAAAUAGACAAAGUGCUUGCCACAGAAACUUCAAAGGCUGAAUCUGUGCAUUAUUGAUUCUGUGCAUUAAGUUUGUAUAUUGUUGGACAUACAGAUUUGACAUAAUUUUUUUUGUUAAUCUAAUUUUUAUUUUAAUCAUAGUUAACAUAGCAUAUUGAUUUUAAGCCAUGUUUGAAAAGUGAGAAUUUAUUAUGUGCAUUGCCUUGUGAUAUCUUGUAUAGAUCACUGUGUUAAAUUCGUAUGUGUGAUGCCAGGGAAGAAACGCACAUGUAACAAAUAUUUUAAAAGUACACAAAUCAACCCAUGGAGAAACUGUCGCUUCUUGUAUUGAUUUCGGUGAUUUUUCUUGUUACUGGAUACAAUAUUGAAAUCUUUCCUGAUGAUGGAAUAAUUUUCUUUUUCAAUUAUGUACUUAUAAUUAAAAAGUAAAAGUAUCCAAAAGUUGCACCUGACAGAAUAAACACUUUGAUAAAUAUCAGGUUACAAAACUAUUUAUACCCCACUGAAGGAAAGGGGAGUAUACUGUUUUAUCCUUGUGUGUCUAUCUGUCUGUCUGUCCGCCUGUCUGUAUGUGUGUCUGUCCAUAACAAAUUUUGGUCGCAGUUUUCUCAGCAACUACUCAUGAUGCUUGAAAUUUUAGCACACUCUUUGUUUAGGCAUGCCAUAUGGUGGGAUUCAUUUUUGUAUGAAUCCGAUGUCAACUUCCUGUUUAUCUGUGUGUCUGUCCGUACCAUAAAUAACAAAUUUUGGUCACAGUUAUAUCAGCAACUACUCAUCACAGAUGCUUGAAAUUUUAGCACUCUUUGUUUAAGCAUGCCAUAUGGUGGGAUUCAUUCAUGUACGAAUCCGAUGUCAACUUCCUGUUUAUCUCUGCGUCUGUACAUAACAAAUUUUGGUCGCAGUUUUCUCAGCAACUACUCAUUGCAAAUGCUCAAAAUUUCAGCACACUGUUUAGGCAUGCCACAUAGUGGGAUUCAUUUUUGCACAAAUCUAAUGUCAACUUCCUGUUUAUCCGUGCAUCUUUCUGUACCAUACAUAACAAAUUUGGGUGGAAGUUUUCUCAGCAACCACUCAUCGCAGAUGUUUGAAAUUUUAGCACACUCACUGUUUAGGCCUGCCAUAUGGUGGGAUUCAUUUUUGGACAAAUCCGAUGUCAACUUCCUGAUUAUCACUGUGUCUGUCCAUAACUGAACUUGUGUAUUCACAUCAGAGUGGGGGUAUUAUUAGUAGGCAUUGGCUCACAGACUUCUUGUUCACUUCUUUUUAAAUAGAUAAAAACAAUCAGCUUUGCUUUAUUUGAUCUAUUAUUCAAUGUUUACAGUUACAAGCUCAGUAUUUCUACUACCUGAUAACACGAUAUGGCUGUACUCAGGGUUCGAAAUUCACUAUAUACAACUUGCAAAACGCGAGUUAGAAUUCCAAAAUUGCGAGUUAAAAAUUAGGUAACUCGAAAAAACUUGCCAGUUGAUUUUUUUGCAUUGAAACUGUAGCAAAAUUAUAUAAUAUGACAGAACACAAUGCUUUUGAUUUCAAUCAGUAAUUUUAAUAAAAGUCACCCUGUAUCUGUAUUUUGUGUAUUGUACAGUAGUUACUUUUUCCUUAAGUUACAUGUAUUUAAUUUAUAUAAAUUUAACUUUAUAUGAAAAUUGCGAGUAGUCUUAUAAAAUUGCGAGUUCACUUUCUUGGUACUCGCAAUUAUUUGCGAGUUGUAAUUUUAUGGAGUUUCUAACCCUGGUACUCAACAUUUCAUUAUUUGUUAGCUGUAUACAUUCUAUUGUAUCUCCACUCCUAAGUAAGGAAAAUAAGAUUUUAUCCCUUUUUGAAGAAAAAUGAUAAAUAUGUCUAAAACAUUUAGAAAGUUCUAAACCUUUAACAAAGGACUAGAAUCACCAACAUGUAUCUUUAACAAGAUUAAUCCCCAGUCCUGUAACAAAAUCGGCUGAUCAUUAGAAACUUUGGUAUGAAAGAAGAAGUAUCAGAUGUUUGAAACCUAACUCUCUAAAGUAGCUCAUCUUGAGUGUUCAAUAUUGAGUAAAUAAAAGAUUCUGAUUGAUUUUAGCAUUGCAUAUGUUAAAAGAGAUUGAAAUGUGUGAGAAGGAUGUACAAUAUACAGGUUUCUUGAUCAGUAAGCAUGAGUACUAAAAGUCAAGUGUGUACUUUGAGUCAUGCAUGCUCAAAGAGGGUCUCUCUUUCCCUCCAUCUGUGUUUCAAUUAUAAAAGCCAUGGAAGAAAAUAUGAACACUAUAUUAACAGUUGUUAGUUUCAACAAACAGCAGAAAAUCUGAAAUAUCUUGUUUAAUGAUGAGUCUGUUCAAUAUGUACAUUAUCAACACUGAGGAAAAUUUGUUUGACUUAAAAUUUGAGAGUAAAUUUUUUGAUAAGUACAGAUUUUAUCUCUUAGACAGUAUCACACUUUGUUGAUCUGUUACAAUAUUUUAUGUUCUGAUUGUGAGAGGACUGAUUAAUUUGAUUUAGAAUGUCACAGAUAUUAAAUUGCAUUAUAGAAUGAUGUCAAUGAACUGUUGGCUUCU